AUGAUAAUUCUCGAAUAUCUUUCAAAAGCAGUCAAUAUUUUAUCGGUGAGUUUAACAAAUGAAUCAUGACGUUUCAAAUAUUUGAAAAUUUACGUGAGAAACCACGUAUUUUUCCCAAAUGCCACGGAUUUUUGAUCAAUAAUCAGUCAUUUCUAGAUAAUCUGCUACCAACUAAUAAAACUGCCUGGACGGAUUUGGAGAACUCUCUACCGUAUUCCAUUUUAUAUCACAAGGUAACUUAUAUUUUUAUUUUUCAGAAAAGUUUCCAAUUCUAUUAAAAUUUUCAGUGAUUUUGAUCCAUCUGUCAUCAUUUUACAAUGUUUUUUAUUAACUCUGGCGUUCUUCGAAAUUGCCUAUUUGUACAUAGCAACCGAAUACUUACAACUAAUAAGAGAUCAUUUACUAGGUAUGUCCUUUACUAGAAAAGCUCUGAAAAACAAUUAAUUUUAUUUUCAGAAGAAUACAAAAAAGCUGUCAACAGAACUGUUCAACUUUUCACUUUUGUUUAUAUCAAUCAUAUGUAUAUAAUUUUAUUCACUUCUCUCAUGGCUGGUAAGUUUGAAAUUCAGUAGAAUCCUCUUAAAUUAGAAAAAAAUCCUUAAUUUCAGUUCUAAUCCAUCAAUUGCAUAUAAUGCUAAAAAGAUCGAGACGACACAAAUAUUGGGAAGAUUCUGAUGAAUCGAACUCUUCAAUCGACGACGAAGAAGAAAUAUCUGGAAAUCCGCAUCGAGGAUGGGGAGAAAAGAGUAUUCAGAGUGAAGAGGAUGAGAAGAAUCUUAAUAAUUUUAAAGCUCCGUCGGUGGCUUUGAAAAUUAGAGGAAUGGUUGGACCAUUGUGAGUAAAUGCAUAUUUUGGGAGCAGAAAAAUGUUGUGAAGUUGCCACGUCAUAACUCAUAUCCAGAAUUAGAUUAUCCAUAAAUUGAACCCUCAUAAGCAGGGUAAAAUUUAGGUUGGGAUGUUUCGGGACUAGAAAAUCUCAUAGAAUAUUUUCCAACAAAGCGGUUGCAAUAAUUUUUCGAUAUGAACAUUUGAAAAUCACAAGAUCACUAGGAAACUCCAAAUUAUUCAAAUUUAAUCAUAAAUUUAAAAGUUUGGGGACUCCACACUCAAUAUCAAUAUUUCGAGCUUUACGUUCCCAAAAAUUCCCAGAAAAAACCAUUCCAUAUUUUUUUUAGAUGUGAUGAAACACUUGGUCAACAAAUCCGUCGAAUAAAUGAAGAGAUCAAAUAUCGUCUAAUCGGAAGAAAUAGCAAUUAUCGACCACCACCUUAUACCAAUUUAGAAGUCGAAAGCCAAGAUUCGAUUGUUUAUAUGAAAUUCGACACAAUCGAAGGUGCAACUGACGCAUUUUUGAAAAUGAAUGCAUACUUUUUUGAUGGUAAGUUUUUCGGGGAAACAUUUUUCUUUCUCAACAUCAUACAACCUAUUUAUUUUCUGAUCAGUUAGGCGAAUUUCCGCAGGAAAUUCACACCUGUUGGUUGAAUGUUCAAAAAACUUUUCUUGUUUCUCUUUUUUUCUUCUUGAAAAAAAGCAUGUAGAGAGUUUUUUGAACAUCUAUGAUUUCAUUAGAAAUAUCUCUGCAAAGUUUUUUGCACUCUUGGUUUCAUCUUGAUUUUUACUGGUCCGGUCUCACCAGGGGAUUAACUAGAACUAGAACUUUUUACUGCACACACCAAACUACACUUUUCGCACAAGUUUGGUCUUUUUAUUGUCAAAAGAGUUUGUGACUCUUUCCAAGUUUCAAUGCGUCGAAAAUUGAACAUUCGACAAAUUCGGACUGAAAGUUGAGCUAUUGAAAUAAAAAUCUAUUUUCAACACCAAACUAAAAAUUUUUAAUUAAUUUCCGCUAUUUUCAAAUAUUUAAGUUAACAGAACUUAUUUCCCAAUCGAAAAUAAAAUAAUUUGUUUUUUCUCAUGAAACAAUUUAUAAGAAUAGAGAAAAAGAACGAAAAAGUAGCAUAAGACUAUAAUUGAGCUGACUAACUAUCAACAAUUUUCGUUCAACAAGUCUGCCUAGUUUUUCGACUUUGUUCCAAAUUAAUCUAUUUCUUUUUUUUGUCUAGAUUUCUAUUUUUCAAAAAAAAAUCUAUAAAUAUAAAUAUCAUUACUCAUCCCAAUUUCCCAUGAGAGAUUUUUUCGCUUUGUCAGUCAGCUAGACCAAUUUUUCUAGAAACUUUGACUUUUUUCAGCCAAGAAUUGUUUUUUUAUUCUUUUUCUGAAAUUGACAACUCUAAAAAAUUGUAAUCCAGAAAAAAAUCAAUUUUUCUCGAAAGUUUUUGAAAUCCAAGCCUACUCCAGACGAUGUUUGAUGUUGUCAGUCAAACAAAAAUCUGAUGUUGUUUUUUUUUUCGAAAAAAAAAACAUAAAAAUUAUGUGAAGUAUUUCAAAACAAUGUGUUGUUUUCAUAAUUUUUGGGACCAUUUGAAUUUUAUGUGAGAAUUUGGAAGCAUUUUUUGGGUUCUUUUUGUUGGAAAAACUUUGAUUGAGUUCGGAAAGCCUUCGAGUCAAAAAUCAGUUUUAUGUUUGAAUUUUGAGGGUUGAAGAUUUUUCCGGAAUUUAAAAUUAAAAUUAAAAUUUUAGAAUCAAAUAUUUUGGAGCUCUAGAAAAGCCCAAAAAUUGAAGAAAAUCAGAAUCAACUUGAAAUUUGUAUGCAAUUUACUUCGCAAAAUUUAUCGGACCCAGAUCUUUAGCCUCUUCUCGAUCUGUGCUCUACAAAUUUCUAAACACAAAAGUUCUGGCGAACUUUUAACAGUUUUUUAUGACAAAAAAGUUUAUAUUUGCCAAAAAUAAAACACUCGACCUUUUCCUUUUUCUAUGAGUCAUUUGUUUUAUACAAAAAAAAACAAAGAAUAUUUUUAUUCAACUUUUUUCCUCUAAAAAUAUUCACCCUAUUGUUAUUUUUUUUUGUUACUCGAAGAAAACAAAACAAAAUUCGAUAAAAGUGUAUUCACUCUUUUUUUUUCCUUAAAUUCGCUGAAAACUUCCUUUCUUCUUUUUUCUUCUCAUUUCCCUAAAAAAGAUGAAUUCGUCUAGAUUAGUUGAAGAACUCUUCAAAGUUUUUAGGUGUACUUUUCCAUCUUCUUUAAAGAAAGUUUUUCCAGGCUCUAUUCUUGGGAAAAUGUUAAAGAAAUAGACAACUUUUAAGCUACGGUUCAAAACAUACCAAAAUUACUUUUUUCGUACUAUUUUUGACACAUCUGCAAAGAGAGAACUCUCAAAACUCACUCUAACUCUUUUUUUGAAGCAAAAGAAAAAAAUUAAAAAACCCUCGUUUGAAAAUAAAAAAAUUGCCGCGAUUGUGUGAGCGCAGUGUCACGCGGAGUCUCGUUGUUUUACUUUUAUUUUUUUGGUUUGUGGAAAGCAAGAAACCUAAAGAAACCGAAUAAAAAAUUGGAAAAAUUCAGCAAAUUUAUUGAAAGAAACACUUUACAUAGCAUUUGAGUGAACAUUUGAGCAAAGAAAUUUUUGGAUAGGCUUCGAAUCUUCAAAAAUUGGCGAAUUUCUGAAAAUCGCAGAAUUCCGGGAUGUUUUUGGCGAAUCAUCACUUUGUUUAGCCUCCAAAUCCAUUAACACAGCACAUUGAAGUUGUUCUCUGAAAUUAACAACAAUUAAAUCAGUUUCAGAUUCAUUUUUCAAUAAAACUUUGAAUUUUGAUGGACUCACAGCCAAAAUCGUUACAAAAUUAACAAUUAAAGAUGUUAUUUGUUCGAUUCUGCCUAGAGUCACUAUCAUCUAGCAUAAAACUUUGACAAAAAACUCACCAAACGUCAUAAAACGACUUGAAUUGAGAAUUCCAUCGAAAAUCCUUCGAAACUUGUAAAUCGCCAAUUUUUCCUGAAAAUGAACAUGAAAACCAUGAAAUGUUCAUGAAAACUCACCUAAAUAUCGACAAUCAUGAUUCCUGAUGUGCUGCGAUAGUCAAAAACCGAUUUUCAUCACAAAAAUCCGUUUUUUGCAAAAAAAAAACGAAAAAAAGAAAAGUAAAAAAAAAGUCUGCAAACACCGCACACCGCCGCCCAAAAAUGCACUAGAUUAUCUAGAACUCGGCGGGCGUUCAAAUUCGAAUUAUUUUUUUCAACCUUGCGCCAUUUCUAUCAACGCACAUAUUUUGAAUGAUUUCUGGUUGGAAAGUAUGUAGAAAAGUAAGCAAAAUCAAGAUAUUGGGCCAGCCUGAACCUCAGUUUUAAAAGUUGUCUAUUUCUUUAACCUUUUUGUUUAUUUUUCGGAAAUUUCAAAUAAUUAACAUAAAUUUCUGACUACUGUAGUUUUGAACUUUUCUAUUUUUCGAAAAAAAAAGACAGACAUAAGCUUUGAAAUAUUCCCACGCGUUUUCUGUCCUUUCAAAUAUUUUUUUUUCAUAUUUUUCAAAAAAAAAAUAGAUGAAAUGUUCGAAAUUGUUAGCCUCAGGCUACAUAAUAUUUCCGCUUCCUCAAUUCCAUUUUCGAAACAAACAAAUACUUUUUUCCCCCGCCAGAAAAAAAGUUGUUUCACUCCCAGUGGAGUAAAACAAAAAAAAAUUGUUUCACACUUUUUGCCAUGUUCCGUCCAAGCAGACUUUGUUCUUUUUCUUGUGUCAUUUCAAUUUCUUGGUCGUCCGGAAGCUUUUUCUGCAGAAUUAGAUGAUUUUUUGGGGAUUUGAGGUGGUCUGGAAGGGCAUUUUUCCGAGGUGCUUCGGAUUAAUUUUAACUUUGCUACAGUACUUUUAAAAAAUUUACGACCAAAAAAAAAUUAAUUUCAUGAAUUUUAGACGCGAAUUGGAAGUUCCAGACCAUACUUAAAUAUUGAAAACCUGAAAUUAAAAGGUUGCCUAACAUUUAUAUUUGUCUAAUUUGUUUCUAGAUUUUUUAUUCUUGAUAUUUUGGUCUCAAAAAGUUGUUAUUUAGAACAAUCUUUCCAACGUCACCUCAAUUCCUAAGAAAAUGCAAAAAUUCUCACUUUGAGCUGCUUUUUGACUUGAUCAAAAAUAGAUUUUGUUAGGAUAAAUCGGAUUAAACGCCCGCCCUAUUUUAAUGAUUCUUGGAAUUUUAAUCAAAACUUAUUUUAGCCAAAGAAGUUUUGAGGCAAAAUUGAACUUCUCAUUCCGAAAUCCCUAUAGGGUUUAGAAAAAUUUUGACAGCAAAAGAUAGAUGAAUCUUGUUCAAAUAUUUCAUAACCUUGAGAAGAUCUUGCCACGUCAUAGCUUACAAGACCAAAAAUUAAUUUCAAGCAAAUGUAUCUAUUCUAGAUUCCCAUCAUUCCAACAAUUUUUCAAUUUCCAACAAACAUAAAAAUGUUUAUUGGUUUCGUAUUUUCUUUUUUUUUCAAUCGAGCAAACAUUUUCUGUAAAGAAAAAUGAGAUCAUUUUUCCACCCAAAUAAGUUCAUUUUUCAAUAUGAAUCACAUCAGACUAAUCCAAAUAAAUUUGGUUAAUUAGUGCGGAGACAUAAAAUUGUUUGUCAGAUUUGCACGUUUUUCACUCACUGAACACUUUUUUCUCGCCUUUUUUGUGAUGAAAUGAAAUAUAUCAUUAUUUAUAUUAUAUAACAAAGUUAUUCAUAUUUUUUGGCUAUUUUUAGAUGAUGAUAUUUUUUCGUAACUUUCUUUUUAUUCAAAAAAUAUCGGAUUAGCAAUUGUUUUUUUUUCUUUUUUUUUUUGGAAAAAAUAAAUAUAUAUUUUUCGUUCUGUUAGGCCUUCUUGUUAGACAAAAUCUGAAACCUUGUAAAUAUGUGUGUUUUUGAGAAGAUUUGCUCAUAUUUCAAAACCCCCUGACUCAGUUUUUUAUUAAUAUGUUGUUAUUUUAUCUUGCGAUUUUUGUUAGAUUCCUUUUUCCUCUCAAAAAAAUGGAUCGAAUUUCGAAUUCCGGAGCACUUUUUGAGAUUGAUGAAUCUUUUGAAAAAUUGACGCGAUUUAUUUUUUUGGGUCAAAAAUCGAAACGCCUUGGUUGUUUUGACUUUUUUUUCUGCUAAAAGCAGAGUCGAAAAGCGGUUUUUGUGAAAAUAUUCCCAGGACACACCUAAUUUUUCACUUUUUCACUGAUCGACUGCGACACUUUUAUUAUUUUCAGACACCUCUUUUUUUGGUUGGGGUUAAAUGUAUUGACAAAUAGAAUGUUCCGAUUUUUAUUGAAAAUUUGAUGAAUAGACAAGCUUUUUUGGCUGGAAAAUUCUGUUACAUUUUUAUGGGAAAUAUUUUAUAGACUAGAAAUAUUCGAUUGAACUAGAAAAAGUGAGGUAUUUCUGGCCGUUUAUUGUUUCUUACAAGAACUUUGUUAGGUUCGCUCCUCUCUUCGAAUUUUGCUGUAAAAAUCUGAUUAUCAGAACUGAUCUCGAUACUCAAAAUUUGAAAUUCAUGAAAAACGUUUUCAAUUUUUCUGAAAAAAUUUGAAGUGAACGCUCUUUUGCAUCUGAAGAACGAAAAUCCAAAAUUUGAAAAUUUCGUUGUUUUCUGGACCUGUAGUCAAUUAUUUUUUGAAUUUUCAACUCUCAACCUCUAGAAUUUUCCUUAUGAGUUUCAAGUAAAUGUUCAUCGAUUUCCGAAAUUCUCUUUGAGCAUGUUUUUGAUUUGAAAAUUGUGGGUUUUCAGCCUAUACAUAUAAUCGUCACCCUUCUUUCAUUUCUCUCCUUCUUCUUUCCAAAUCAAUCUAGUUAGUUAGUUAGCAUUCAAUGAAUAGAAUUGACCAAUCCCCCUUUUUUUUCUCAAUCCACGAAAUAUUUUUUUCAUCAUCGGUUGCGAACGAAAAACAAGAAAACAGCGGAAAAUCUUUAUAUUGUGUUAUUUUCAACAGAACCUGUUCAAAUAGAAAAAGAGUAUUUUUUCUUCUGAAAAGUCAGUUGCUCAUGUUUUUGUUGUUCGCCGUUUUUUUUCUUGAUUUUUUUAUCAGUUUUAUUGUGGUAGAGAUUUUAUUCCAGGGAAUUUAGAUGAAAUAACCUAAUUUUUGAAAGAAGAUGGGUAGAAACAGUUUUGAGAAUUUUGAGAAAUUUUUUCCGAAACUGUUCUGAGCUUCUCGAUUCCCCGCAAUGUGAACUCUAUGAAAUGAUAAAAUAAUUGAUGCUACAAAAAUACAAAUACAUUUCCCCUUCUCCCAAAAAGUCCACUGGAUUAAUAAUCAUACGUGCUUUCCAGUAUUUUACGGACAGAAAUAAGUUUUGUUAUUCUCUGGACUCGUCACUGAAUAAUUAACAAUCACAAGCUAGUAUGUGUGUGUUUUUUUUAGAAAUAUUCUUGAAGUCAGUCAUAUUUUUUUCAACAUGUAUAUAUUUUUAGCAUUUUUCUGUUUCUUUUUUUCUCUUUUAGGAUUUCCUGUUUUUUCUGGUUUGUUAUUCGAAAGAAGUGUGAAUUGAAAAAAAGUUGGAUUUUCCCCUCACUGGAAAAAGUGUUCGCUUUGGUUUAGUUGAUUGGAUUAUAGUGGAAAAUCUUUGACCUUUUCUCUUUUUUUCUGGAAACAAUGUGACUCAGCUGCAAAUGACCUUCUGGAGUCAAUAAAUCUCAUCAAAAAAUUUCUUCUUAUGUUUUUUGGGUAAAAAUAACAACAACAGUUGCCCUUUGCUUCGCUUUUUUCCAUUAUAAACAUUCCAUGAUUUGAAAAAAAUCUUAAUUUCCUUUGCUUCCUCCUUUUUCUCUGGACUAGAUACGUUUUUUUCACACUUUGAGCCAGAGUUGCUAAAGUUCAAGGGUUCUUACUAGCCAAAAAUCUGGGAAUUCCUGAAAAUGUUGGGCCACGGCCUUAUUGUAUGUAUCCGUAUAGAUUUUAGAUCUCAAUUUUUUCGGACCCGAUUCCCUUUAGACUUUAUCUGCUUCUCACUGAAAAAAGUUUCUCAUUUAAUUGUUCUAUGAGUAUUUUCAUUUUCUUCAUCAUUAUUUAAUAAGCAUCAUUUUUUUCAUAUGGAUAUCUCUAUAUUUUUCUUUCCAAAUAGUCGAUGACCUUUUUUUCGAGAAAAACAUGGUGAUCUAUGAGUUUUCUAGUUUUGCUGAAUAAUUUUAGGGAGUUCAAAAAAACUUUGGUAAUUAGAUUUGAAAGUAAUUAUGGGAACUUGAGUUAGAAAAUUAUUAUUAGGGAGAACUUGUGUUUGAAAAAAGUCCAUUUAUGUAUUAAAAAUCUGAAAUGCUAUGUUUUUUAUCGUAAAAUCAAGAAAAUCAUAAAAUUUUUCAUAAAUUUUGAAAUUUCAAAGUUAGAAGGUCAUUUUUAACUCAAAAUUAAGAUUUUUACCCCCACCCCUCCCUCAAAAAAAAUAUUGUUUUUCUGAUUUGAAGUCAAAAUCAAAUUGAAGGGUUUCCCUUCAUGAUUUUGUUUUUUUCGAUCUCAAAACAACAAAAACACAGAAGCUUAUAGACCAAUUUCAAUUUUUUCCCAACCAAUUUUCUAGGCUUUCCUUCUAUGCUAAAAAUUAAUCCAGACGAGGUUCGAAAAUAAAUUAGUCUGGAACAAACGUAAUACCAUGUUUUUUCUCAAAAAUAUGUAGAAAAGUUCAUUUGAAAUAAUAAUGAAGCCGAUGUAAUUAAUUUCAUUUUUCUCAUCACAUAUGUGUUCCAAGGCAAAGAAAUAAAUAAAUAUAUAUAUUUUGGCUGAAAAUGUGUCAUUUUUUCUUUUUUCUCGAGAAUUUUUGAGAGAUUCUGACUGAAAUUCAUCAGAACAGCUGUUCGGAUUGAGAUUUUGAGAAUUAAUUGAUGUACUUGUGAUAAGCACAGGCUCCACCCGAGAUCUGAUUUUCUUUAUUUUAUUUUAUUAGGUGGAGGUAUUUUGGCAGUUGUUUCUUUCUCUUUUUUGUUGCUUUUUUCCACUUCAUUUGAGUUUGUCUUUGAACUUGUUGAGUAAAUUACUCUAUAGAAUUAAUGACCGAAAAAAACGUCUGAGAAAAACUGGGGGGACCACAUCAUUUUUUUUUGUUGUUUAUUGUGGAGCUUUUUCUUUCUGGUGAAAAAUAAUUAUUGACAGCGUUUUUUGAGGCAUUUUGGUGGUUAUUAGUUGUAACAAAGAUGUAGACAGAUAUUUUAGGAUGUUUCGAAUAAUCUCCUUGCUAGGCUUUCUAGGCACUCCUUAUUUACCAUUUGGCCAUCUAGGCGUGGCUCCUUGAGAAUUACAUAGGCUGUCUAGGCGCUGACCCUUGACAUUUGAAUUUGCUAGGCAUGGCUACUUGGCAUAGAAUCUCUCCAGGCGCUGCUCCUUGCCAGCGUGGAUAACUAGACGAGGGUCCUAGACAAUGAGGUUCCAAAGCUUCAGCUACGUGAACACUGGGCUUUCAGAAACCUGCCAAGAAGUAGUGAACAGUAUUGCGGUUGAUCUACUGAAUUUUGAAAUUUUUCAAAGCUAUAACGAAAAGUUGAGCAUUAUAUGUUUCUCUUCGAAUUUUUCACGUCAUAACUUUCGGAACCUCCAACCUUCCUUUGUAAACAUGCCUUGAACUUUUUCAAUGAAAUGUAAUCCGAUAACACUUUCUUCAAAACUUCCCCUAACAUCACAUGUUUCCCCCGAUAUAUCUUAAAUGUUUCUGAAACAGCUGAAAAUUAGGUUUUCUCCCCUUCUUCCUCGCCUGAUAAUUUUUUCCAGCUGCCAUUUCUGAUUAAUAGUUGGAUGUUAGAUGUUUGCGUAGUUGUUAUGCACUUUUUUUGCCACAUCAUCGUUUUCAUGUUCAAAAAAUAAUAAUAAUAGCUAGAAGCAGAAAAAAAACUUUAUGACCUCCUGAAGGCAGAAAAAAAAAAUAAGAAAUACGAUUUGAAAUGCAUGAAUCAACCGGAAAAAUCGGUAUUAUUUAUUAUGUAUAACUGAACUCAUUCAUCUUGCGGCUCUAUUUAUAAAGAAGAACUGCAGAAUGAAGAUUUUGACAGGAAAAUGUUGAAAUGUUGAUUUUCUAUCUAUCCCAUUUGCAUAACAUUUAGACUAACUUGCUCUUGCUCGUCAUUUUAUUUUUUUUUCCUCGUCAUAUUUUUUCUGAUGUAGGUGGAUGAUGAGUGACAAUCUCAAAGUUCCCUUUUCCUUUGGAUACACUUGAAUUGUUGGUUUAAUUAGAUAAAGUCUCUUUUGGUUUUUGGUCAGUUUUUUGUGUUUUUUUCGACUUGUUAGGAGGUUUUUCUUGAUCUUUGAUGGAGAGAAAAUUUGAAUUUCCGGGAAUUUCGGCUAGACUUUAGAAUGAAUUGAUCAAUACGUUAUGCGGUGGAAAAUUUCAAGUUUUUUUUAAUGAUUUUCAAAGUUUCAGUAACAGCCAGAAUCUUUCUUAUUUCAAAAACUAUUCUUCAAAGUCUGAAGUUCUGGACCUCUAGACUUUCAUUUCGAUCUUUGAUAGAGAGAAUAUUUGAAUUUCCGGGAAUUUUUUGGAUUUUUGGUUAGAAUUUAUAAUUUUGAACAUGAAUUCCUAAUAGUGCCGGAAGAUUUUUUUCUUAUGAUUUCAGAUGAUCUUUGCCACGAUGUUUUAAAUCACUUAUCGAUAGUCUCUGGCUUCUAAAAAACGUAGUGAAAUCAUAUGGUGAAAUUCGCCACGUCAUUUUAUAUCUGCCUAGAUUUUCCCGAUGUUUAGUUUUAUUUUAAUCCAACAAAUUCAAUUAAUCUUUCCGAAACUUGCGAGCAUCAAAUUUAUGAUUGUUGGUUCUCGAAAAAAUAUCAAUUUGUCUUCUCGUUUUCUAAUUUUUUUUUCAUUUCUGCCUACCAACUUUUUAAUGACAAUCCAGAUGUUUUUUUUUUCUGUUUCCUGAAGAGAAAAGGAAAAGAAUUGUUGAACUUUGCUGGUUUUUCUCAAAUUUCCCCGGAAAAAGUUUCAAAUUUUUGCAAUACCUUUUGUUUUUGUUGCAUUUGUGCUUUUCCUAUUGUUUCAUUUUAUGAUCAUCGGUCACUUUUCUUUCCUAUUUUUCGUCAUUUUCUUCUGCUUUUUCUUUUUUUUUCAACAAGUAUCUAGUAGUAGUUGUUGUUCCAUCUAUUGCUUCUUCUUCUUCUUUUUUAUAUAAACGAUGUUUUCGUUUCGUUUCGGUUUUCUUUUCUUCCUAGUCAUAGUCGUUUUUUUUGGAACGGACCACAACUGGAAAAUACUUCGUUCUUUCAUUCGUUUUUUUCGCCCUCCCUGCCUCCCUCGAAAAUCUUCCAGUUUUUUAUUUGAUCAUCUGUUUUGAUGUUUUGACAGAAAACUGCGAAUUCCCCAAGGUAGUUGGUGCAAAUCGCAAGAAAAUGAUGUUGUUUUCGAUGGUUUUGGCACUUAAAAUGAAUGAUUGCUCAUUUUAGAGGUUCCGGGAGAAUUUCAAAUUUUAAGGGAUUAAAAAUGAAAAUCAGAAGUUUAUUUAGAGCUCAAAAAAUCUUAGGCUAUCCUGAAAAUUCAAUUUUCAAUAAACCUAUGAGGUAAAACUUUCUAAAAAAAAAUACCAAAUUGAAGUUUUCUUGAAACUUCAAAAAAAGUUUUUUUAAAUCAAGAUCUUGAAUUCGAAUUUAUUUGGACCCAAAGAGAUUCAAAAAAUCUCGAAUUUUUGGAUUAUUAGUUCAAAUACUUGUGAAUUUACUAAUUUUGUAAGUUUCAGAUCAAUCACUAAAAAUCUCAAAUUACACAGUCAUAUCUAAUUUUAAGAUUUCUUAACAAUUUUGAACUUUUCCCAUUUUUCUAUAAAAUCUCAGCCCAUCAUUUUUCCUCAGAAACUGUCCAUUCUCCUUUUUCUUGUUCUGUUUAUGCCCAUUUCUUUCCCUGUCAUCAUUAUAAGAAAAAGCGAUAAAAUAUGCAUUUUCGGCUAGAUUCUCACACGUGGAAAAAAAAAACAUAAAUUGUUGUUUUUUAGUCUGGGUUUAGUUUUUUUUCUGGCGGGUAUGUAAAUUUUUAUGCUCCCCUCCUCGAUGUUUUUCUGAAUGACUGUGAACUUGAGUUGUUUUUGUGGAAAAAGUAGGGAUAUGUGUGUAAGUUAUUCUACCAAAUACUAAUUUUUCGACCUUUAUUUUUGAGCAAAACAAAAGGAGAACUUGAAAAAAGUUGUGUGAAAGAAAAUUAGUUUUUUUGAUUUUUUUGGUCUUGUCCACGUUUUCAAAUUUUUUUUUUAGAAACCUUGACCCAAUUUUGGCCAAUAAAGCACCAUUUUAUCUUUUGCCAAUUUUUAUCUUUGAAAUUUUUUGGUGCUGUAUCACCUAUUUUUAUUUUUUAUUCCAUCAUGAAAUCAGCAUUUUCCGGUAGUAAAAUCUGAAAAAAAUCUAAGAUAGUCCUGAUAUUGGGCCAGGUCUGACCUCUUUGAAAACUGUGAAUCUGACUAUUUUCUGUUCGAUCUGAUUCAGAAUCUGCCUCUUUUUUUUGAGAAAAAUUACAUUAGUUAAUUAUUUUUGCACUUUUAUUGACCUUUUUUGUGUCCACUUUUUAUCCAUCAAUUUGGUGUUUUUGUCUUAAAUUUUCUCUUCUUCUUCCUCUUGUUUUCUUUUUUUUCCAGUUUAGUACUGAAAAAAAGAAUUUUAUUCCCAAAUGAAAAAAAGUCGAAUUAGUCACUACUAGUUUUAUUUCUUCUAUCUUGCUCUUGCUCUUUUUUAUUUCACAUUCAUCAUGUUAUAAUAAUAAUUUUGCGAAUGAUUAAUUCAUUUUAAUUCCCCCAUUUUUCGGCUGGUCUUGCGCUUUUCUCGGUUGAAUGAUUUGAAUGAAUAUCACUUCUUUUUGGUGGAUUAUGAAUUUUUUUAAUUCGAAAUAUGCUGAAUUCUUGGAAAUUUUAGACUUCCGCUAGCGGUGUGUAUUUUUAGUUUUGAAAGUUUGCGGCAUUUUUUGUGAUCCUUGUUUCAUUUUUUGAUUUUGUCUGGGAAUUUUUUUGAGAAGAUUCUGGAAGAAAACUUGAGUUUUAAACGGGGUUUUUCCAAGUUUCAGAAUUUUUUCUUGCAAAAAUAAGUUUUGAAAAUUUCCAGCCGAACUUGAUUUUGAACCCCGAUUUCUUACCCUUUUUGAUUCCUAGUUCAGAAUUCUCAAAUCUUCCAAGUUUUUCCCAGAAAAACAUAAAUUCAAGUUCCGGGUUUUGUGGUCCCCAAAGUACAAUUUCCCGAUAUCUUUUCUCUCAUUGGAGCCACUAUUUUUUGCUUCAAGUUAAGAAAAACAAAAAUUUGACGACAAACUUGUUGAUAUCAUAUGUCACGCACAAAUUUCACCUGUACUUGACACACGAAUUUUUUUUCUGCCUGAUAUCUGAUAACCAAAGUUUGUUGCUCAAGAUGCUCCAAAAAUAAUUCAAGAUUCAUUUAUUUAUUUUUAGAUAUCUUUUUUCUUUGUCAUAAUAUGUUGUUUUUGUUGAUACAAACUAGUAUUAUUACUAAUAUCUAUGGUUGUCAUGGAAAGAAAAAAGAAAAGAUUUUCAGUUUUUUUUCGUGCUGAAAUUAGUUUUUUUCUAGCCUAGCCUGGCCGAUUUCUAAUCUUGUUAUUUUUCUACUUUAUUAUUAUGUUUUUUCUCUUUUCCAUAUCGGAAGGAAAACUCAACUAUGUCAUUUUAUGUACCCUUUUUCCUUCUUUUUCUUCUCAUUUUUCAAAAAUAUUUUAUGAUCCUUUAAAAAUUACGGUAGCUUUAGGUUUAGAAACAUCUGCAAUUUUUCACCUGUUUUGAAAGUUUCUUAUUUAAAGUUCUCCGAAUACAAAAAACUUAUCAGAUUAUUUUUUCAGGUCGACUAGUUUCGGUGCGAUUUUUGCGUCCAGAAAAAUUCGACGAGAAAUAUCCGAAAUCAACUCCGAGACGAAGACAACAACAACAUCUACAACCACAACUACAGUAA
Messenger RNA from Caenorhabditis angaria, 13669 nucleotides. NCBI's taxonomy places the organism in Eukaryota, Metazoa, Nematoda, Chromadorea, Rhabditida, Rhabditidae. The record is from the annotation of a GenBank genome assembly.